Macrobrachium nipponense is the source of this 3684-nucleotide messenger RNA. RefSeq lists its product as uncharacterized. The record is from RefSeq and is a predicted model, not a curated record. The transcript is spliced from 5 exons. Lineage: Eukaryota; Metazoa; Arthropoda; Malacostraca; Decapoda; Palaemonidae. Bases 522 to 2015 code for a protein of 497 amino acids.
GGUCAGCACAUUUGUCCAUUGAGAAGUCUUCCAUUUGGGUUUGCUCUCUCUAUGGGCUGCUCUAUGAGCCAGAGCCCGUGCUGGCAUAAGGUCAGCUUAAUCUCCAUCAAUUGCAAAGUAGUUAAUGAAAUGGCUGAAACAGUUUUCGUUAACUAUCUUAGUUGGCCGAGGGGCAGAUUUUGCUAAAGCACAUUGAAGGUCGGUAUCUAACGUUCAUUCGAGUAUUAUGAGGAGCGCGUACCUUUUGACAGACCCUUGGGGUACGCGUACCCCAGGUUGAAAACGCCUGCGCUAGAGACUGCAAAGUUUCGUUCGAAUCCUGAGAAUGGAAGUUCAGGAUUUCUGUGGACAUCAACCUUGCUAAAAGCAAUGCUUUGUGACAUGAUCGGAGUCGUGGAGGCAAUGUGGUCGGAGAGGGAAGACAACGCGUUACUGUGCGUGCCCGGAAACUUGAUGAUCUGGUGAUACUAUCGUCUGCUUCAGAAUCUUCCGAUGCAACGUCAAGUUGAGGCGGGGCAUGCAUGGCAAGCAUCUGCCACAAGAUGUUAAGGCUUAACCACAAGGGAUUCCGAGGAUAUGUUCAAAUUUCAAGGCCUUGUUUCUCUAGACAAAUAUCUUCUUCAAAGAGUUGCCUUACCAGAGAUAACGGAAAAUGGGUGUGCAAGUUGUUUACUGACGAAAAACUGUACGUCUAUGGGCACAAAGUAGGGACUAAACACACAACCGGACAUUUCACCCUAAAUUCCCGGAAACCCAUCUCUGCUGAUAUUAUGGGACGAGCUCUGAAGCACUUGACCAGGAGAUUCCCUCCUUAUCACCUCAGAAUUAGAGAAAGAGAUGGUGAUCUAUGGUUUUUCAAAUCAGAUAGUGACGUUAAGCUCGAUAUCAAGGUGUGUGAAAAGGGAACACCGAAGCAUCAAGCUAUCGAUGAGAUUAAUCGACCUUUUGAUGAAGCGAAUGGUCCAAUGAGCAGGUACGUAAUGAUUCCAGCUGAUGACAAUGACCCUUGCCCUUUUCCCGACUUGAAGACGAAAUACCCUUACCAGUAUUAUUUACUCGACUGUCCACACCAUGCAGUCACUGAUGGACUUACUGCUUCGUUGUUUGCGAGUAACGUACCAAGUAUGCUAAGUACCAUCUUGGAGGGUAAAGAGAUAGAUGACUCUCCAUUAGGCGAGUACAAAUCCAAUGAAGAGUGUAUAAGCAUUUACGAGCAAUAUGCACAAGAAUUUCUUCAAAAUCAUGAUGAGCUGACACACUUGAAAAACGAGAUUUCAAGAGCAAACAAGCAGCCACUCCUUCUCGAAGCUUUUCCACCUCCCAGGGUAGAAACACCAUGUACUCGACAUAUUAAGACGGAAUUGGAUGCAACUUCUGUCAAAAAUAUCUCGGUAAAGUGCAAGGAGAGAGGAAUCACUUUUGGUAAUGUCUUUCAAGGCAUUACAACAACUGCCUUAGUAGAACUGGUGCAGGAAGCUGGUGUGAUUAAAGAUGCUUACGACAUUAGCGUUUUGUACAAUGCUGAUAUACGCCGUUAUUUGAAGAAAGAAGCCAAACCGAUUUUGGGAUUACACAUGAGGAAAAUGAACGCAGUGUAUUCAGUCGACAGAAAUGUCAGGGAUCAGUUCUGGAGUAAUUGCACCAAGAUUCAAUCGCUGAACCGAGACCUCCUGAAAAACAAGUCCAUAAUCAAACAAGAAGUUGUUCGUCAAUUAUUUUUGCCUUACACUCCGCCUGAGGAUUUCUACAAAUCUAAGCCUGAAUUAACGGUGGAUUUUCAGUACAAUAACAUUGGGAAUUUGAGAGACCUUGGCGGCAAUGAACAAGUCAUUUUUACAAAUGCAGAAAAUUAUUUCCAAAUGCACCUUUCCAAGUUUCCAUUUUAUCAUCAGCUGCUCAGUUUUAAGGAAAACGUGAUAAGCAUUCUCAGUUAUGCUACAGAUUCAGUAACAGAUCAGACAGCUUUAGCGCUUGUCGAGAAAAUUAAAUGUGUUUUCAAACACUUCAGUGAAUAAAAUGACAAGUUUGGGUAAUCAUUGGAUGUAGUUUUGAGGAAAUCUUUUACUGUGUGUUUUGUUUACACGACAUAUGCUAUAACCUGGAAAUUGAAGGUUGGGGAAUUUCGGCUGUCAAGCACUGGAACACAUGGACUAUUCAGUGCUAAAGGCAGUGAAAAGUAGUUGGAGUAUUUAUACAGCAGCAUAAAAAGAUCCACAACAUAAUGAAGAUGGCAUAUGAAGACCUAAAUGUGAAACUGAGUGAAAACUCUUAUGUAUGUUUGCUUAAUCAUAAGUUAAGGAGGGUAGGACACUGUCAUUGUAUGCCUCGUGUGUUGAUUAAGAUGUUACUUAAUUACCGUUGGAAAUCCCUUAUUGUUAACGUGUUUACAUAUUGAGUAUUGCCAAGCAUUGCUAUGUAUGUAUAAGUAUUGCAAUGCUCUUCUCUGUUUGAUAUUGAGGCCGACCUAAACUAUCUUAUACUACCCCGUGGAGUACGAUUUUGUUAGUUCUACCUUAUGUAUUAAGAAUAGAGUGUCAUUGUUGGCUAAGUUCUGAUAUUUGUGACGUCAACGUCUUGUCCAGUGCUGACCUGUGUUGUUACAGAAAAGACAAACCAAACCUGUUUUGGGGCUACACAUAAGGAAAAUGACUGCAGCAUAUUCUGUUAAUGGAAAUCUCAGUGAUUAGUUCUGGAGUAAUUGCAUUUAGAUUCAAUUGCUGAACCAAUAGCUCAUCAAAAGCAAGUCCGUAAUGGAACAAUAAGUUGUUCAUCAAUUAUAUUUUCCAUUUACUCCACCUGAGGAUUUUUAGAAAUUUAAGCCUGAGUUAAUAUCUGAUUUUCAGUACAAUAACGUGAGGAAUUUGUGAGACCAUGACAACACUGAACAAGUAACUCUUAACAAAUGUAGGAAAUUGCUUCCAAGUACAACUUCCCAAGUUUCAUUUUAUCAUCAGCUCCUCAAUUUAAAGGGUACGGUGAUAACCAUUCUCAGUUAUGCUGCAUAUUUUGUAGUAGGUGAGACAGCUUUUUGUCUUGCAGAGAAAAUGAAAUGUUUGGGUAAUUCUUGGAUAUAAUUCUAAGGAAGUUUUUUUUUAUAUAUAUUUUGUUUACACGACAUAUGACAUAUGCUAGGAAUUAAAGUUUAUGGAAUUUAGGCUGUCCAGCUAAGCACUUGAACUCUUGGACCAUUCAGUCCGUAAGGCGGUGAAAAGAUGUCCUUGACAUAUUUUGACAAUAGGAUAAAAAGAUCCACAGAAGAAAGAUGACGUAUGGAAACCUAAAUGUGGAGUUAGGAGAAAACACUUGCAUGUGUUUGCUUAGUUAUAAGUUAAAAGGCGGGAGGUUGUCUUUCAUUUGACAGCUCAAGAUGUUAUUUAAUUAGAGAGGGAAUUCUCGUAUACUGAAUGUGUUCAAAUCUUGAGUAUUGCUAAGUAUUGCUUAGUAUAUACAAGUAUUGUAAUUUUGUUUUUUGUUUUUUAUUGAUUCCUGUUUGAACUCCCUCAAACUACCUCACAGACUAUGAUUAUGUGAGUAGUACCUCAUGUGACAGGGUGCGAUUACUUAUUGUCUGCUAAGCUCUGAUGCUCAAAUGUUUUUAGUUGUGUCGUUUACGAUCUCAUGAGCUUGUAUUAUUUUCUCUUGUCUCAAGCUACGAUGUAAUCAUCAUAAUAAACUGCUAAUGAA